This is a messenger RNA of Colletotrichum aenigma, 927 nucleotides long. Its product is annotated as L-type lectin-like domain-containing protein. Gene Ontology annotation, molecular function: D-mannose binding. Gene Ontology annotation, biological process: endoplasmic reticulum to Golgi vesicle-mediated transport; Golgi organization; endoplasmic reticulum organization. The transcript is spliced from 4 exons. Gene Ontology annotation, cellular component: endoplasmic reticulum membrane; endoplasmic reticulum-Golgi intermediate compartment; COPII-coated ER to Golgi transport vesicle. Bases 1 to 927 code for a protein of 308 amino acids. NCBI's taxonomy places the organism in Eukaryota, Fungi, Ascomycota, Sordariomycetes, Glomerellales, Glomerellaceae. The record is from RefSeq and is a predicted model, not a curated record.
AUGGCCUGGGGUGCCGCGAAGGCGGACGAUGGCGAGGUUAAGAGCAUCGCGCUCCGAACGCACUCCCUGAACCAGCCGUACCUCGAUUCCGACAUGGCGAGUAGAUGGUACGACUUUGGAGGAGACACUAUUAUUCGAACAGACUCCUACAUCCGCUUAACGUCCGACCGUCCGUCGCAAACGGGCUGGCUCUUUAGCAGAGUGCCUCUGACCGCGACCAACUGGGAGAUCGAAGUCGAGUUCAAGAUUCACGGCAAGAACCAGCUCUACGGCGACGGCUUCGCCAUGUGGGUGACCAAGUCUCGCGGCACCCAGGGCACUGUCUUCGGCAGCCCGGAUAACUUUGAGGGUCUCGGUAUCUUCUUCGACACGUACAAGAACAACCGCCCCGGCACCGUGUUCCCCUAUGUCAUGGCCAUGUACGGCGACGGUAAGACGGCCUACGACAAGGACAACGACGGCAAGGGCACGGAGCUCGCGGGCUGCUCGGCGCGCGGCAUCCGCCACGCCAGUGUGCCGACCAAGGCCAAGGUGACGUACUUCCAGGACAAGCAGCUCAAGCUCGAGCUGCAGUACAAGUCCGAGGGCGACUGGACGCUGUGCUUCGAGACGGAGAGCCCGCCCGCCAUCCCACAGAUCGCGUACCUCGGCUUCAGCGCUGAGACGGGCGAGCUGAGCGACAACCACGACAUCAUCUCGAUCCAGGCCAAGAACCUCUACACGACGCAGACGGGCAAGGGGUCCAGCAAGACGACGCCGGGCAGCGGCAAGGGUAAGAAGGGCUCCGGAUCUGUCAAGCAGCCCAAGGAGGGUGGCAGCUGGACGUGGUUCUUCCUCAAGGUCUUCCUCUUUUUCGGUCUCGUCGGCGGUGGCUACGUUGGCUACACUGCCUGGAGGGCGAAGAACGACAAGAGACACCGCUUUUAA